AUGAUGAAGACAUUUGAGAUGACCGACCUUGGGUUGAUGAACUAUUUCCUCGGUAUAGAGGUGAAACAACAAGAAGACGGCAUAUUUAUCUCUCAAAAGAAAUAUAUUGAAGCCCUAUUGAAGAAGUUCAAGAUGUAUGAUUGUAAACCUGUCGCUACUCCAUUGGUGGUAAAUGAGAAACUACAAAAAGAUGAUGGAGCACAAGAAACAGAUGCAUCACGCUACAGAAGUUUGAUUGGAAGUCUCUUAUAUGUCACAGCCACAAGACCAGACAUUAUGUAUGCCACAAGUCUUCUAUCAAGAUUCAUGCAAAAGCCAAGUCAGAUUCAUUAUGGAGUAGGGAAAAGAAUUUUAAGAUAUCUACAAGGCACAAAAGAGUUUGGAAUAUGGUACAAAACCAUGACUAACUCAAGGAUCAUUGGCUACACCGAUAGUGAUUGGGCAGGAUCAAUAGAUGACAUGAAGAGCACCUCAGGCUAUGCUUUCUCGCUUGGAUCGGGAAUAUUCUCUUGGGCAUCAAAGAAGCAAGCAACUGUUGCACAAUCAACAGCUGAAGCAGAAUAUGUGGCUGCUGCUGAAGCAACAAGUCAAGCUAUAUGGCUUCGAAAGAUAUUCAAAGAUAUGGGAGAGAAACAAAGUGGACCUACUACAAUCAACUGUGAUAAUAAAUCAGCUAUCGCAAUGACGAAGAACCCAAUACAUCAUAGUAGAACAAAACACAUAGCAAUUAAAUACCACUUCAUCAGAGAAGCGGAAACAAAUAUGAAGAUACGACUUGAAUUUGUGUUAGAUACGUGUCGACGUCUGAAAGAGAAAAAGUCAUACAUGGUAUACACUGCUGUGGGCUGCCAUGGGAUCUCUGCAUUAAGCGAUCUUGUCAGUGAGGAAUAUAAACUACCGUAUCAACAUGUUGAAUUGGUGGCUUUAAAGAAGUGGAAUGAGUUGAUGAAUUAUGAUCAAGUGAGACUUGUGCCUACAAAAUAUGUUUAG
Molecule: messenger RNA, 990 nt
Organism: Vigna unguiculata (cowpea)
Lineage: Eukaryota; Viridiplantae; Streptophyta; Magnoliopsida; Fabales; Fabaceae
Source: RefSeq, a predicted model, not a curated record